AUGGCCGCCGAUCCAGAUGAACGGACGCCCCUCCUCAAGUCCGGCGCCGGGGCCGUGAAGCGGGUCGGUCGCGGCCUCUGGUCACCGUCGAACCGUAUCCUCUUCGCCGGCUUCCUCGUGUCGCUCACGCUGGGCCUCACUCAAGUUCCCAUCAUCUACGUCUUCCGCGUCAUGGCAUGCGAGACCUUUUACGAGUCUCACGCGCCGUACGACGGCCCCGCCUCCGACAGGUGUCACCGCCGCGAGAUUGACGCAAACACGGCAACGCAGGUCUCGAUCCUCGGCAUGACCACCUCCGUCUGCGGCAUCCUCAACCUCUUCAUCUGCGGCGACCUCAUCAAGCGGUGGGGCACCCGCUGGGCACUCAUCAGCCAGACCGGCCUGCUCGGCAUCCGCGUCUCGUGCCAGGUCCUCGCCGUGUCGGCGGGCGGGCAGAGGGGUAUUAACUUGAUGCAGUACACGCAGCUCAUCGGCAUCUUUGGUGGGCCGCGGGGCUACAUGCUCGUCCUCAACACGGCCAUUGCAGAGGUUGUUGAGAGAAGAAAGCAUACCGGCGUCUUUGGUCGGCUGCAGGGCGCAGUCAUGAUCGGUACCGCUAUAGGCUAUUUGCUCGGCGGUGUCUUGGGUGACGUGUUCGGCAUCACCAGUCCCUUUGUCACUGCCAUCGGCUGCUUCGCCUUUGCCACGACCUAUGGCGCCAUAUUCUGGCCCGCGCCCCCGGAAAAGACUGAUGAGACAGACGGCAAGACGACCCCAAGCGCUUCUGGCUUCCUGGCUCCUAUCAAGGUGCUCAUGCCUUCCAAGUACCGUCUUGAAUCUGGCAAGAUUGUCAAGAACUACGGUCUGGUCUUCCUGGCCCUGGGUAUCUUUUUCGGCGUGUUCGCCACUGGCUAUGCCCCUAUCCUCAUCCAGAUGUACGCCACCUCACGCUUCAACUUUGGCACGACGGAGAACGGCAUCCUCAUGUCUGGCAACUCAUGGAUUCGUGGAAUCUUCCUGAUGUUCAUCUUCCCGGAAAUCAUCGACACCGGACGAAGGUGGUUCGCCUCAUCCUCUCAUGCGGGAGCUCUGCAAAAAACACUCACCCAGGAGGAACGGAGCCUCAUCCCGACUCAUCCCGAAGACAUGGACCCUUCUCCGGGUCUGAUGAAUGCGUCGGAACCUACCAAGGCACCGCCCGAAGAGGAGGACGAGGACAGCACCUUCGACCUGUUCUUCCUGCGGUGGAGUUUGGUCGUGGAUGGAAUCGUCACGUCCCUCGCGGCUUGGGCGACGGAAGGAUGGCAUGUCUAUGCUGCCGCUUUUCUGCUGCCUUUUGCAUCCGGCUCAGCCCCCGCAGCCAAGGGCGUCAUCACGGAAAUGUGCCCGCCACAUAUGCGACAAGAUGCCCUCAGUGCCAUCACCCUGGUUGAGAGUGCAGCGACCCUGACGACACAGGGAAUCUUUGGCUUUGUGUUUGCUACGCUAUCUGAGAUUGGCCAACCGAAUCUGACUUUCUUCGUAAACGCCGCUCUCGCCGUGGUCGCCGUCGGCAUUCUCCUUCUUGCGCAUUACCCCCCUCUUAAUAGCACGAGGGUUGAGGACGAGGUGACAGAAGAAACCAUUGAACAAAAUUAG
Molecule: messenger RNA, 1617 nt
Organism: Colletotrichum orchidophilum
Lineage: Eukaryota; Fungi; Ascomycota; Sordariomycetes; Glomerellales; Glomerellaceae
Product: major facilitator superfamily transporter
Exons: 7
Coding region: 1-1617 (538 amino acids)
Biological process (GO): transmembrane transport
Cellular component (GO): membrane
Molecular function (GO): transmembrane transporter activity
Source: RefSeq, a predicted model, not a curated record